AUGAUCAUGAGCAGAGAUGGAGUGUUCUGUAUCUUCCAGCUAUUGCAGGCUGAAAAGAAUCAGUUCAAUAUCCGUGCCCAUGUUGAAUAUGACUGGCAGCCAAGCCAAGAGGAGAUGUUUGAAAGUGAUGAUGAAUUGGAUGAAAAGCCCUGUGUGGUGAAAAAAGAUCGCUUUCAUCGCCCACAAAGCUGCUACAAUCUUCCUGGGCCAGCCUCUCAGUCAUGGAAGAAUCCAGCCGACUUUUUCAGAGGAACCGGUCCAGCAUCCCAGGACAAAUUCCAUGACUUAUAUGCUACACCACAUGCCUCUAGAUCUGCUGAAACAGCAUCUCCUCCUACUUACACCUCUUCAGGCCCUCCACUGCCACCACGCAAUGCACCCAGAGCCCCCAGCUUCCCUCCGCCAUUACCCCCAACUAGCAACUCUGUCUAUCCUGUAGAUACAACAACUAAAAGAGCUAUGCCUCCACCUUUGACCAUUAGGCAUAAACGGACCUCUUCAGAGCCUCUCCCUUCAACACCACUGAAUCAUAGUCCUUCUGAUGAUUCUAGAUCUUUCUCACUUCCAAGGCGCUGCUCUCCAGAAGGAGCUUCUCCUAGGAGUUUGAG
This is a messenger RNA of Notechis scutatus (mainland tiger snake), 608 nucleotides long. Lineage: Eukaryota; Metazoa; Chordata; Lepidosauria; Squamata; Elapidae. The record is from RefSeq and is a predicted model, not a curated record.